Arabis nemorensis is the source of this 1428-nucleotide messenger RNA. Lineage: Eukaryota; Viridiplantae; Streptophyta; Magnoliopsida; Brassicales; Brassicaceae. The record is from the annotation of a GenBank genome assembly.
AUGAGUGAUCCGAAUCGGAAACCCGAAUCCAUGACCCGACCCGUCGGAGGAACCGAAUACAGCUGGUGCAGAGCGAUUACCGGCGGUACAGGAAUCGCCGUCAUAGCUCUCUUACUUUCCUCAACACCAAAACUCCGAAAUCUCCAGAACACACUCGAUAAACUCCAGAUUCACCAUCCUACACUCCGUUCAAACCUCCGCUUCGACGCAUCGGCGAACUCCUUCUCCUUCGUAACCUCCGCCGACGAUUCACGCGUCCAAAUCAAUCCCUUCGAUUCCGAAUCCACGGCUCAGAUCAUCCGAGAAAGCGACGAUCCCUCCGCGGAACCGCACAGGAUCAUCUUAGAACACGAGCUCAACAAAAACACAUGGAUCGAUCCACACCGUUGGGAGAACGGCGAGUCCGGAGUGUUCUUCGUCAGUCUCUACGAUCUAACCGACGGCGAAGGAAGGAGGAUACUGACGUUUCGGCUUAACACGGGAGCGUGCGAUCGGACUUCCGCGGUUACGCUUUUAAGAGAGUUUAUGAAAGAGACGGCGGCGACGGGUGAUGGAUGCGGAAAAGGCGAAGUGACGGUGGCGGAGACGACGGUGGGGUUAGGUAAGGCGAUAGAGGAUCUGAUUCCGAGUGGGAAAGGGGAUAAACCGUUUUGGGCGCGUGGAAUCGACGUGCUUGGAUACUCACUGAACGCGUUUCGGUUCGCGAAUUUGAGAUUCGUGAACGCAGAGGACUCGAAUCGGAGGUCUCAAGUGGUGAGGUUGAAACUGGAGAAAGAUCAGACUAUGAAACUUGUGGCUGGAUGCAAGGCAAGAAGGGUAAAGCUAUGGGCGGCAAUAGCUGCGGCGGGGCUAAUCUCUGCGUAUUCGUCUAAGAAUUUACCGCAAAACCAUGGGGAGAAAUACGCCGUGGUGACGCUUUCGGACUGUCGUUCCAUUCUUGAACCUUCUCUUACUCCCAAUGACUUUGGUUUCUACCACUCAGGUAUCCUUCACACACACGACAUAACCGGAGAGGAAAAGCUCUGGGACUUAGCCAAACGAUGCUACGACUCGUUCACUUCAGCAAAGAACUCCAACAAGCAGUUUACAGACAUGUCGGAUCUCAAUUUCUUAAUGUGCAAAGCCAUAGAGAAUCCUAACCUCACACCUUCCUCGUCUCUAAGAACCGCAUUCAUCUCCAUUUUCGAAGAUCCCGUGAUCGACGAGUAUACAGAACCCGCAUUGGCUUCAGUCGGGGUGCAAGAUUACAUCGGCUGCGCGUCUAUCCACGGAGUUGGACCGUCGAUCGCGGUUUUCGAUUCGCUUAGAGAUGGAAAACUGGACUGUGCGUUCGUGUAUCCAUCGCCGUUGCAUUCGAGAGAGCAAAUGGACGGUCUUAUUCAACAUAUGAAAUCUAUUCUUUUGGAAGGAUCUUCAUCUUCCUUUUAA